AUGUUGAAAACUGGCAAAGAAGCUCUAGGAUCUAUGGGGAAUGAUGCUCCACUGGCUUGUUUAUCUGAACAAAAUCCCCAUGUAUUUGACUAUUUUCAGCAGUUAUUUGCUCAGGUCACGAAUCCUCCUAUCGAUCCGUUUCGUGAACGCAUUGUAAUGACAUUGAUGUGUCCUAUCGGACCACAGAAAAAUAUUUUGAUUCCAUCCAGAGCACAAACUCAUCGUUUAUGGCUUGCGAAUCCGAUUUUAUCAUUGAAGGAUAUGGCUUUAUUACGUUCACUAGGAGGCAAUCCUCCAUCACAACCUGAGGAUGUGAAAAUAACAAGUACUGUUCUUUCAUGGCGUAGUGUUAUUUUGGAUGCUACAUUAUCUGUACAUGAAGGUUCUGAAAAAGUUUCAUUGGGAUCAAAACUGUUCCACUUUCUACAAGAUCUCUGUGAUAAGGCCGAGAACGCAGUUUUACAUGAUAGUGUGGAUUUGUUAAUAAUUUCUGACAGGGCAAGUAGUCGAGAUCGGCUUCCUGUUCCAAUACUGUUAGCUGUCGGGGCGGUACAUCAACGUCUAGUUCGUCGUGAGCUUCGUAUGAGGGUUGGUAUAAUUGCAGAAACGGGUGAAUCAAAAGAAGUUCAUCAUUUCUGUACACUUAUUGGUUUUGGUGCAGAUGCAAUAUGUCCUUACUUGAUUUUUGAAUCUGUCUCACGUUUAAACUAUGAAGGUCUUCUAACAUCAGCUGCAGUUGUGAAUGAAGAAGAAUUAUAUUCAAGUUUCAUAACAUCUGUUGAACGCGGUAUACUUAAAGUUAUGGCUAAAAUGGGAAUCUCAACAUUGCAUAGCUACAAGAGUGCUCAGAUCUUUGAAGCUGUUGGUUUAGCACAAUCUGUGAUUGAUAUGUGUUUCUGUGGCGCCGUAAGUCGUGUGGGCGGAGCAGAUUUCGAAAUAUUAGCAAGAGAAGUUACCGCACGUCACCAACUAGCCUAUCCAGAAUGUCAAACACUUUGCACUAAAGUACUUGAAAAUCUUGGUCAGUUUGGGAAUAAUCCUGGAUUUUAUCACUGGAGAUUUGGUGGAGAAAAUCAUAUGAACAGCCCAGAGGCAAUAGCGAAACUUCAGGCUGCAUCUCGUAAUAAUAGCCGUGAGGCUUACAAAAUGUUUGUCCAAGUCGCCGAUGAAUGUUCGCGUCACUGCACUCUACGUGGACAGCUAGAUUUUAAUUAUUCGGAAAAGCCUUUACCGUUGGAAUUAGUGGAAUCGGCUGCGGAAAUAGUAAAACGUUUCUCUACAGGUGCAAUGAGUUUGGGAAGUAUUUCUUCAGAAGCUCAUACUGCUUUAGCUAGGGCUAUGAAUAAACUUGGUGGACGUUCGAACACUGGUGAAGGAGGUGAGCUACCAGAGCGUUAUAAGAAUCCUGAAAUAUGUUCUGCUAUAAAACAGGUUGCUUCAGGACGUUUCGGUGUGAAUAGUUCAUACCUAGCCCAUGCUGAAAUGCUGCAAAUAAAGAUGGCUCAAGGUGCUAAACCUGGUGAAGGUGGUGAAUUACCAGGUUAUAAAGUUACCGAGGAAAUCGCUAAUACACGUUAUUCAGUGCCUGGUGUGGGUUUGAUCAGUCCACCACCACAUCAUGACAUUUAUUCAAUAGAAGAUUUAGCUCAGCUCAUUUAUGACUUGAAAGCAGCCAAUCCAUUUGCUGUGGUUAGUGUUAAACUGGUAUCUGAAAUUGGAGUCGGUAUCGUUGCUGCUGGUGUGGCAAAGGCUCGCGCAGCACAUAUAACAAUUUCUGGUCAUGAUGGUGGUACUGGUGCUAGUAGUUGGACAGGAAUCAAACAUGCUGGACUUCCAUGGGAAUUGGGUAUUGCAGAGACUCAUCAAUCCCUAACCAGUCAACAGGCGCGUUCACGAGUGAAACUACAGGUUGAUGGACAAAUACGCACAGGACGAGAUGUGGUCAUAGCAUGCAUUCUGGGAGCUGAUGAAUUCGCAAUGUCAACUGCACCACUUAUUGUAUUAGGUUGUACAAUGAUGCGUAAAUGUCAUUUGAAUACUUGUCCAGUGGGAAUAGCCACACAAGACCCAGUUCUACGAAAGAAAUUCGCUGGUAGCCCAGAACAUGUCAUCAACUACCUAUUUCUUUUGGCUGAAGAGGUUAGACAAUACUUAAGUCGUUUAGGUGUAUCUUCAUUGAAAGAAAUUGUUGGACGUACAGAAUAUCUAAAGCAUAGAAAGCCUUGUUUAACUGCAAAAUCACAGCUGCUUGACCUGAGUCGUUUAAUGAUUAAAACGGAACCAGAUGAAGUGCAUUAUGGUUCAUUAAGACAAAGUGAUUCAGUGAAAGAUUUCCGUGAAAAUCCGACAACAUUGUCAUUUGCCGAUCUCUUGCCAGCUGAUCGUCGUUUAGAUAUAAUAAUAUUACGCGCUGCUCAUAAAUUAAUAGAUACUCCAGAAAACGUGGAACUCAGUCCUUCUGAAUCAGUAGUAUAUGUGACCGAAUCAAUUAGUAAUUCGGAUCGCACAGUUGGCACUACACUAAGUUAUGCCAUUUCAACCAGUUUUGCUGAAAAAGGAUUGCCACGUAAUAGACGGAUUAUGGUAAAUGUUAGUGGCAGUGCAGGUCAGAGUUUAGGAGCUUUCCUUGCUCAUGGCGUUCAUAUUCGCCUGGAAGGCGAUGGAAAUGAUUAUGUCGGGAAAGGUUUAUCAGGUGGAAAGAUUACAAUCGUUCCACCCAAAGAGUUAUUAGAAGAAGGAUUUAAAUCAGAAGAUAAUUUAAUUGUCGGUAAUGUUUGCUUAUAUGGUGCCAUAGAGGGAUGUCUCUUUUUAAGGGGACAAGCAGCUGAACGAUUCUGCGUACGCAAUUCCGGAGCUACUGUUGUUGUUGAGGGUGUUGGUGAUCAUGGUUGUGAAUAUAUGACUGGAGGCCGUGCUGUUAUACUUGGACGUACUGGACGUAAUUUUGCUGCUGGUAUGUCAGGUGGUCUAGCCUUUGUUUAUGACCCACUUGGGUUGAACGGAGAUUUUGUAAAAAAGUGCAAUAUGGAAUUAAUCGAUUUGGAGUUGAUGAAUUCACAGAAUACAUACAGUGGUUGGCUUAAAGAAAUACUGGUUGAAUUUGUAAAAGAAACCGAUUCACAAGUCGGAGCAAAUAUUUUGGCAGACUGGAAUAAAUCCAUCAAUUAUUUUGUACUUGUAUUUCCACGUGAUUAUAGAAAUGCAUUGGCCAAACUUAAAACUUCCACAACUGUUACUGAUCCCAAGGUGCAAAAAACUAGUCCUAUUGUUGAUAGUAACAAAGUCAGUGGUCAUGGAAAACAAACUAAAGAUAUUGAAGAUGUAAUUGGUGAUGAGCCAGCAGAGAAACUGGAUAAAGUGCGCGGCUUCGUCAAAUAUGCCAGACAGAAGCAAAAUUAUCGUCCAGUUGAAGAACGUCUGAAAGACUGGGAAGAAGUCUACGCUCUAAAACAAAUACGCGAAAGUUUGGUCAAGCAGGCUGCUCGCUGUAUGGAUUGUGGCGUCCCAUUUUGUCAAUCAUAUGUUGGGUGUCCUCUUGGAAAUCUUAUUCCAAACUGGAACGAUUUAGUAUUUAAGGGUGAUUGGCACGCUGCUCAUAUUGCUUUAGCACAAACCAAUAAUUUCCCUGAGUUCACAGGUCGUGUAUGCCCAGCACCUUGUGAAGGUGCUUGUGUACUUGGUAUAAACUCUGAUCCAGUGACUAUAAAGCAUAUCGAAGGUACCAUUGCAGACAAAGCCUGGGAAAAUGGCUGGUUACAUCCUAUUCCUGAUGAGAAUCGUAUGCCAACUGGUAAACGUAUUGCAAUUAUUGGUAGUGGUCCGUCCGGCUUAGCUUGUGCAGAUCAACUAAAUAAGGUUGGACACGAUGUACUAGUAAUCGAACGAAGAAACUUACCUGGUGGUUUACUACGAUAUGGAAUUCCAACUAUGAAACUUUCCCGUGAAGUUCUAGAUCGCCGAUUAAAUCUAAUGAAAGCCAAUGGCGUUAAGUUCGAGCUAAAUACACGGGUCGGUAAUGAUGGCCAACCUUCAGAACCCAGAGAUUUAAAUUCCGUUUGUCGCGAUCCAGCAGAUAGUGAAAACAUUUGGUCAGCUAGAAAACUACUGGAUGAAUUUGAUGCAAUAGUUUUAUGUUUGGGUGCCACUUGGCCUCGGGAUUUGAAUAUUCCAGGUCGUCAACUUCAAGGUAUUCAUUUUGCUAUGAGUUUCCUUGAACGCUGGCAACGUUAUCAACACAAGAAUAAGAUAAAGCAUACAUAUUUUGAUCUUCAAAACGAUAAUAAUUUUGAUUGUGAUUCUGUGGCUGCAUUAGCCAAAGGUAAACGUGUAGUUAUACUCGGUGGGGGUGACACAGGUGUUGAUUGUAUUGCUACAUCUGUACGCCAAGGAGCUGAAAAUAUUCGUGUGUUUGAGAUUCUCCCACCACCACCAAUUAAUCGUGAUAUUAAUGAAAAUCCAUGGCCUGAAUGGCCUCGCAUAUGGAGAGUAGAUUAUGGGCACUCAGAAGUUGCUGUUCGUAUAAACGGGGACCCAAGACAAUUUAAUACAAUAACUAAAGAGUUUCUAGACAACGGGAAAGGAUCAGUAGGCGGGAUACGUACUACUAAAGUUGCAUGGACCAAAUCAAGUACCGGGAAGUGGUUAAUGAAUGAAGUACCAAAUUCUGAAGAAACAUUCGAAUGUGAUUUGGUCUUACUAGCUAUGGGCUUUAUGGGACCUGAAACUACAUUAAUCAAGGAAUUCGAACUAGAUUUAACUAGUCAGUCAGUAAUUCAAGUUCUACCCGAUAAACCAUACACCACACGCAUUCCUAAGGUUUAUGCUGCUGGAGAUUGUCGACGUGGGCAAUCUCUCGUGGUACAUGCAAUUAACGAGGGUAGGCUUGCAGCACGUCAAGUGGAUCUUGAUUUAAUGGGUAAAACACAACUUCCAGGCCCUGGUGGAAUAAUAAAAACUGCGAAUUUAAGAUAA
Schistosoma mattheei is the source of this 4971-nucleotide messenger RNA. NCBI's taxonomy places the organism in Eukaryota, Metazoa, Platyhelminthes, Trematoda, Strigeidida, Schistosomatidae. The record is from the annotation of a GenBank genome assembly.